Salvelinus fontinalis (brook trout) is the source of this 2142-nucleotide messenger RNA. RefSeq names its product signal-transducing adaptor protein 2-like. The transcript is spliced from 13 exons. The record is from RefSeq and is a predicted model, not a curated record. Gene Ontology annotation, molecular function: signaling adaptor activity. NCBI's taxonomy places the organism in Eukaryota, Metazoa, Chordata, Actinopteri, Salmoniformes, Salmonidae. Bases 268 to 1512 code for a protein of 414 amino acids.
ACAAUUCUACAGAGAGAGCAAUUGUUUCCAGUCAAGAGAGGAACGCCAGAUGAUACUUAAGCACAUAACAAAAGCUUCUCCAAAUUAUAGCUGGACGACUAACCAAUCCUCGUGGCUUUUCUCUGACAGGGACUGUCGAUUUCUUAUGUUAUACAUUUUUUUUCUCACUUCAAGCCAUAAGUCCACCCAGGUGUUGUUAAACCACUUAACCAGGAGAGCGGGGAAUCACUGUCCCCGUGCGUAAACUCUUCGUCGCACUCGGCACUGAUGGCGGCGACCAAGCGAGCUGGGCGACAGCGCGAACAGCUUCCACACUGCUACUACGAAGGAUUCCUGGAAAAAAGGUCAUUCGAAGACAAGGCAUCUCGGAGACUAUGGACAUGCUUGUGUGGAAACAUUCUUUUCUUCUACAACAACACCAAUGACAAUUAUUAUGUGGAGAAACUAGAGCUCCGUGGCCUCAUCUCCUUGAUGGAUGACUGCAGUCGGGACAGAAACCUGGAGGCAGCCAGACUCAUCCUGCGCAUGGAGGAUGGGGAGAUCAAAAUCACUGCCCCAAGUCUAGAGGCUCGAGAACUAUGGAAAGGUUUCAUCUACUCUGUAGUUGAGCAUUCAGUGCCAAGCUCACUCAACCUGCUGCCAGGCCAGAUCCACAUGAUGAGAGAGACGGUAGAGGCCGAGAGGGAGAGACUGAAGACCCUGUCCCCUACCCCUGCUGCAGCAUCCAGCUCCAAACUUUACCUCAGCCUCGUAGGGGACAUGCCUGCGUGUUUUCAGCCCGUGUCUCGUACUGAGGCAGAGAUGACUUUGGAGAGACACUCUGACUGUGGGAACCUGCUGAUUCGGCCUAGCAGGGAUGGCGCCUCGUUGGCUGUCACCACUCGACAGGACCUCAAUGGGUCUGUGUUCAGACACUAUCGCGUGACCAGGAAACAUGACGGAGGAUACGUCAUCGAUGUAGAUACUCCAAUCUUCUGUGCCACACUGCAUGAUGUCAUAAACUGUCUGGUCGACAAGACUAAUGGAACUCUGACACCCUUCAUUAUGGAAGGACCGUACGAAGAGAGCAUCACGUUUGUUCAGGCAAAUGAGGAGAAUGGAGAGAGUCUGCAGUGUGUGCCCAGUACUCCCAUGCACCCUGUGUCAGUCCCUGCUCUACCUCCCAAACCAGGUCCAAGAGGGCGUGUACCAACUCCAGAACCUGAGUCCGAUACAGGAGUGAGCCUUGACCUCAAUGAUACCCAGAAAGAAAAGAAAGACACUACUUUGCAGCCUGCUCACCCCUCUCAGACUCCUCCCACACGCUUUCGUCUGCCAAGACCUGAGAGGAAGGCCCUGAUGCCACCACUGGUGCCCUCUGUUCGUACACCUCAUACCUCCCACUCGACCUCCACAGAUACCCCUGACACCAGGUUGAGAAGCAUCACUGUGACUUCUCUCCCACCACACGCUGUGGCUCAGACCAUAUCUGAGGAGCUCAAGUUGAAGUUGGAGAAGAGGCGGGCGCAAUAACAGUAACCUCUCCUGGCAGCUUAGUCAACCAGCAAGUGGAAAAACCUGCUACAGCAAUGGCUUCACAACAAAAUGGGGACACUCAACAUUCUACUACUACUGCCCAAACAUGUCACUUUCUCUGGUAGACAGAGAGACAUGGACCGUAUUUCCCUCUGUCAGACUCAGGCUCUGGGCUACUCUGGCCGCCUCCUCCCCUGGGCCGGGUGCCUGGGUCUCCCUGUUCCUUCUCAGCUGGGCUGUGUAUGCUCAGACUCUGAGAUGAAUGACUUAUCGAUUGCUCCUUCCAGUAUCGCUUCAUCCAAACCAGACACUAGCAAAUUUAACAGACUGUAAAUCGGCAUUUAAUUGUCACAUUCGCACCACGGUUGUUUUGUAUAUUUGCACAUUUAUUGAAAAAGUCUAACUACGUAAUUUUUAAAGAUAUUUUUUUAUGUAAUCCAAUAGGCCUACAGUAUCAAUUCUAAACCUGUCAGUGUUUUUGUUUCUUUGUCGUUUUUUGACAUGCUACGGUAUUCUAUAUUUAUAAUGAUAUCGCUAUACAUUUGUCUCUCAAUUCUACAACAGACUUUUGUCAAAGGCAAUGAAGCCAAUGUCUCCUGAAUGAAAUAAAAGGAGUCACCGGUAUUA